Molecule: messenger RNA, 1011 nt
Organism: Durusdinium trenchii
Lineage: Eukaryota; Dinophyceae; Suessiales; Symbiodiniaceae
Source: the annotation of a GenBank genome assembly
AUGCGCCAGAUUCGGGUGGAGAAGUUGGUGCUCAACAUCAGUGUGGGUGAAAGUGGUGACAGACUCACCCGAGCAGCAAAGGUCUUAGAGCAGCUGACAGAGCAGCAGCCUGUGUUUUCGAAGGCCCGCAUGACCAUUCGUCAGUGGAGCGUCCGCCGCAAUGAGAAGAUUGCUUGCCACGUGACAGUUCGGGGAGAGAAGGCCGAGGAGAUUCUGGAGAAGGGCUUGAAGGUGAAAGAGUACGAGCUGCGAAAGAAGAACUUCGCCAGGAACGGCAGCUUUGGCUUUGGCAUCACCGAGCACAUUGACCUGGGCAUCAAGUAUGACCCUGGCACCGGCAUCUACGGCAUGGAUUUCUACGUGCACCUUUCUCGCCCUGGCAGCCGAGUGAAGAACCGCAAGUUGAAGGUGGGCAAGGUGGGCGCAUCCCACAAGCUGAAGAAGGAGGAUGGCAUCGGGUUUCCGGUCAUGGCGGACAAGUCGGAGAACCCCAUGCGCCAGAUUCGGGUGGAGAAGUUGGUGCUCAACAUCAGUGUGGGUGAAAGUGGUGACAGACUCACCCGAGCAGCAAAGGUUUUAGAUCCUUGGCAGAGCAGAGAGCAGCUGACAGAGCAGCAGCCAGUGUUUUCGAAGGCCCGCAUGACCAUUCGUCAGUGGAGCGUCCGCCGCAAUGAGAAGAUUGCUUGCCACGUGACAGUUCGGGGAGAGAAGGCCGAGGAGAUUCUGGAGAAGGGCUUGAAGGUGAAAGAGUACGAGCUGCGAAAGAAGAACUUCGCCAGGAACGGCAGCUUUGGCUUUGGCAUCACCGAAGAGCACAUUGACCUGGGCAUCAAGUAUGACCCUGGCACCGGCAUCUACGGCAUGGAUUUCUACGUGCACCUUUCUCGCCCUGGCAGCCGAGUGAAGAACCGCAAGUUGAAGGUGGGCAAGGUGGGCGCAUCCCACAAGCUGAAGAAGGAGGAUGGCAUGAAAUGGUUCCAGACCAAGUACGACGGUAUCCUUCUGAACUGA